This is a messenger RNA of Myotis davidii, 1793 nucleotides long. It is a transcript of the gene GTF2A1L, whose product is annotated as general transcription factor IIA 1 like. The record is from RefSeq and is a predicted model, not a curated record. Lineage: Eukaryota; Metazoa; Chordata; Mammalia; Chiroptera; Vespertilionidae. Gene Ontology annotation, cellular component: transcription factor TFIIA complex. The transcript has 9 exons. Gene Ontology annotation, biological process: transcription initiation at RNA polymerase II promoter; transcription by RNA polymerase II.
AAAAUAAAGGUUCUUCAGAGGUCAUGUGAACGGUCCAGAGCUGAUCAGACCAGAUGUAACCAUCCUGGUUUACUAGUAGCUGGCUCCUUGCCCACACAGGCCACCCUCUCCCCGCCUUGGCGCCCCACCUCCAGGAAACCCAGCUCAGUCUGUGAACCUCUCCUCCCCGCCUCCACCCCUGCGCGUCCUUACGUCCUUACGUCCUUACGUAGCCACGCAGGCAGCGUGCACCCGAGGAUGUUCAAAGCGCGGCGAGCACGACGUUCAAAGCACACAGCGUACUGCGCAGGCGCGAGCGGCGAGGCGUUGCAGCCACCGUCAUGGCCUGUGUCAACUCCGUGCCUAAACUCUACAGAUCUGUAAUUGAAGAUGUGAUUGAAGGAGUACGGGAUCUAUUUGCUGAAGAAGGUAUAGAGGAACAUGUCUUAAAAGACUUAAAGCAGCUCUGGGAAACAAAGAUUUUGCAGUCUAAAGCAACAGAAGACUUCUUCAGAAAUAGCUUCCAUUCACCUCUGUUCACCCUUCAGUUGCCACACAGCUUGCACCAAACAUUGCAAUCAUCAACAGGUUGGAUACAUUAUUUUUUUUUUUGAACUCUUCCCAGUCUUACCACAGCAGAACUGAGCACCGCAAACUCCAGUGCACACUUUGCUUUUCCUGGUUAUCCUAUUCAUGUACCAGCAGGUGUGACGCUACAGACUGCAUCUGGUUACCUUUAUAAAGUCAAUGUUCCAAUUGCGGUGACACAGACUUCUGGAAAAGCAAGUAUUCUUCAGCAUCCAAUUCAGCAAGUAUUUCAGCAGCUUGGGCAGCCUUCAAUAAUACAGACCAGUGUUCCACAGUUGAAUCCAUGUUCUCUUCAAGCAGCUAUUGAAAAAUCACAGAGAAUGGAAACUGUGCUCCAGCAACCCACAAUUCUUCACUCUGGGGCAAUGGAUAGGAAGCAUUUAGAAACUGCCACCAGUGAUAUACUUGUACUUCCUGGAAAUGAGCAUAAAAUCAUGUCUGAAGCUUUGUUGAGUCAGCCAGCAAGCUCUCAGUAUGUCAGCCUUCCUGGUGUUGGAGUUCCUCCACAGGUCUCUCAAAGAGAUGCCAAUGCGGAGCCAUUGCUGAGUGUUUCAGCUGGUGGGACUCAAAAUCUGCAUGGUGGGCCCAUCGCCACAGGCCCUCAGGGGGCUCAGCACCAGCACUCAUCUGAUGGUCAGCUUCAUUUUCUUAAAAAUAGGCUGUUGGGAUGUGAUUCUGUGAAGCAGCCAAGAAAUACAGAGGAGCCCAGCAGCCUACCUGUCUCAGAGAAGGAUUAUAAUUCUCAGAUGGGUUUAAGCAUUCAGGUACCUGAUGAAGAUAUUUAUGAAAUAAUUCAAAUAGAUGGAACUGGUGAUACAUCUUCCAAUGAUGAAAUAGGAAGUACAAGGGAUGUAGAUGAGCAUGAAGUUCUAGAGAUUAUUAAUGCAGGAGACCUGAAGGUACUUGAAGGAGAAGCUGAUAACAUAUCAAAUGGAGAUUCAACUACUAACAGUAGUGAUAACGAAGACCCUCAAAUAGAUAUUGUGGAAGAGGACCCCUUAAAUUCUGGAGAUGAUGUUAGUGAACAGGAUGUGCCAGACCUGUUUGACACGGAUAAUGUAAUUGUCUGUCAGUAUGACAAGAUUCAUCGAAGCAAGAACAAAUGGAAAUUUUAUUUGAAAGAUGGUGUUAUGUGUUUUGGAGGGAGAGACUAUGUAUUUGCAAAAGCCAUUGGUGAUGCAGAAUGGUAAAACUUAGGAGCUCAAUACAUCAUAAACAUCAGUGGG